This is a messenger RNA of Penicillium cosmopolitanum, 960 nucleotides long. RefSeq lists its product as uncharacterized. The transcript has 2 exons. Bases 1 to 960 code for a protein of 319 amino acids. Lineage: Eukaryota; Fungi; Ascomycota; Eurotiomycetes; Eurotiales; Aspergillaceae. The record is from RefSeq and is a predicted model, not a curated record.
AUGACGCCCCUCGCGACGGGUGUUCGUACCUUGUCAACAUCUACGCAUCCUCGCACCCUCCUUCUAACAUUCGACGCGUUCGGUACCCUUUUCUAUCCGAACCCGACUGUCCCAGAACAAUACGCGACCGUCGCCCAUGAAUUUGGCCUCCCUCGAGAUGCCGUCACCCCGCAGAAAGUAAAAGAAGCCUUCAAGGAUGUCUACCCGGCCCACGCCAAACGCUGGCCAAAUUAUGGCCGCGCCGAUGUACUCCGCGGGAAAUAUGGCGGGCCAAAACAAUGGUGGGGGAAGUCAUACGAGAGAGUUUCACGCUCACUCGAGUUUCCUUCGGGUAUGGUGGACGUGUUGCUUGAUAGGUUCGCCAGUGACGAAGGUUACGCGCUCUACGAAGAUGUUAUCCCUUUUUUCACGCGCAUGCGUGAGCUGAGGAGCUUUCCGACCCAUCGAUUUGACCGUAUUGUGCUGGGUAUAGUGUCUAAUUCGGAUGACCGCGUUCCUGCUGUGCUGAAGGCGCUGGGACUGCGGGUAGGAGAUUUACGAGCAGACCAAGAUCUCUCGAGUAUGGAGCUUCCGGGAUUUGAGCAUCGGGAUGGACCUGGAUCCGGCAAGUCGCAUCCUUCUGAUCAGCCAGAUGUCGAUCUUGACCUUGUCAUUACCAGCUACGAGGCUGGGGAGGGGAAGCCAAACCGACUGAUCUUCGAUGUCGCGAAACGCCAAGCUCGUUUAUUACCAAGUAAUCAUAUGUCAAGCCAACCACCGGCUGCGAAGAGAAAUAAAGAUGAUAACUGGGUUUGUAUACAUGUGGGCGACGAAUAUGAGAAAGACUAUCGGGCGGCAAUAGAUGCUGGAUGGGAGAGUUUUCUGAUUCCUCGAAGCGAUAGCAACGUUCCUCCCUCCGCGAAAACUAUCAACUCCUUGAUGGAUUUGAUUGAUGAGCUCGAGCUCCACCCAAAAUUCUAA